AGUCAUCCCCUGCUUGGGGGCUCCCUUGGCUUGCUGGAGUGCGUGUGCUUGAGCGUGUGCCAGGAGACGGGGAGGGUCUGCUUUAAAGGACCCUGGCUGAGAAAAACACUCCUCAUCUUGCAACAGAAAUGGCUUUGCGAUAUCAGACAGGUAGAAGGAGAAGCAGUGCCCCCUUCCAGCCCACUCACACACUUUUCUGCCCUGAGCUUCCCACCCUUUUAGCUCAGGCUGAAGGAUGAGAAGACUCCCGCUGACUUUCCGCUGUCCAGGCCUCUGGUUGACUUCUCCGCACUUUGCUCUGCUUUGCAGGCUGGGCAUUUUCCCGUCUCUCGCUACGGCGCUUCCUUGCUCUCUCCUGGGAGUUGCUGGGUUGCUGGUUGUAGCUGCGCUGAUGUAAGGACAUUGGCAGACAAGAUGCUUUGGGUCGAGGCGAUAUCUUUUAUUAGACCGACUGAGUAGUCGGAAAAAAGUUCUUUGCUCUCCCGGGAGUUGUGUUUUAGGCCCUGGCUCUGAUGGGGAAACUACACCCAGAUGUGACCUACACAGGGAAGAAUAUCUGUGGGCUUUGGCCCGUUCUCUGCUUCCUUAUCAUGUAUAAAUAGUGUUGGAAAGAGUUUCAAGUCUGUUUGCCUGCCCCCACUUCCCCAAAUGCUUUCUGCCCAUAGAAAUUCUCCUCCUGUUGGUCCAGAAGUAUUUAUGAUGCCGAAAGGCGGGUGAAAUGAUGAGAGUGCAACAGCCAAGAAAGUGGAAGUUGAGCAAUUGAGAGUAGAAGGAGAUUUUAAUUGGAGCCUUUCAAACUCUCUCUCUCUUGUUCACACCUUUUUAAUUGAAACCGUCAAGUCACGUUUUGGAGAAAGCAAGUCUAAGUUAAACACUUAGGACUGUCAGCUCUCAGCCGAAUGUGUGAGUGCUCCUAGGAUUGGAGAUGUUGGGCCGCUCUCCAGAAUCCCAAUGUUUUCAGGUUUAUAUUGCCUUUUUUUUCCAUAAAGAGAAAAAGAUGUGCAGUAAAACCCCAUUUGUGGGUCACAUUUGAGCUCCAUCCAGUCCCCCUGUCUUAAUGAAAUACAAAAAGUCCUAGGUUGUUACAGCUCUCCCUACAGAACUGAAGUUUGGGGCCGAAAGUACCAAACUGUUCCUUUAAUUCUGAUUUUUUCCCCCAGCUGCUAAUGGUUUAUGGCAGAUGAUGUCAUCAGACUAUGUUAAUGGUUUUUGGGGGUUGGUUUUUUUUUUUUUUUUACCUUUUGCAUCUUUCCUAAUUUCAAACUAAGAUCGUAGAAGACGACCCUCUCCGUUCUUCUCUAAGCGAUCACAGCUGCUACAGACGUCGCUGCCAGAGGCAUGCGCUGAAACGUCGUCCACUUCGGGAGACAGCGGCUUGCGGGCCAGUUUAGGGAGUGGGAAACCCCGAGCCCCUCGUGGAAGAUGCUGUCCGGGAAGGUGGAGAAAAGGAUUGCCUCGUCCGUAUACAUCACCCUGGCCCCGCCAAAGCGGGAUGUGGCCGUCAAGGGAGGCAUUAGGCCGGAGGUUUGUCAGCCCAGCUCGGAGCCUCUCAGGGAGGCUGCAAAACCUGCGGGGACUCAGCCGCUCCAAGCGUCGCCCCCAAAGAAGUUGCCCUCCAGCUGCCCUGCUGGCAAGCAGAAUGGGAGGACCCUGGGACCCGCCGGGCCGUCUCCUGGCCGGGGGGGCUGGUCCAAUGGAGGCUUUUCCUCCUUUCCUCGCCCGGCUGAUGUCCCCACGGGCUCUGCCCCGAACCUCCCCCCGCCGCCUCCUCCUCCGCCGUGCCUUCUCGCAGACGCGCCGCACGCCCGGCCGGCAGAGACCCUCAUCCCCGACCUGCAGAAGCUGGACGUGGCCUCCCCCAGGCCUCUGCAGGUACAGCAGGCCUCAACUGUGUUCCCAGCAGAGCAGAGGCAGCACCACAGCCAGCUGAGCAGCCUGGCGCAAGCCCGGGAGCAGCAGGACCCAAAGGAGGGUGUGAACGGGCACCUGGACAGAGACGUCUCCAGAGAUGUCUGCGCCUUUUGCCACAAAGCCAUAUCCGCCCGGGCACCGGCCAUCGAGGCCAUGCGGAAGCAGUACCACGCGGACUGCUUCACCUGCCGCGUCUGCCACUGCCGGCUGGCGGGCCAGCGCUACUACCAGAGAGACGGCCGUCCAAUAUGCAACUCCUGCUACCAGGACACCCUGGAGAAAUGUGCCAAGUGCCAGGCCGUGAUCCUCAAGCACAUCGUCCGAGCCCUGGGGAACGGGUACCACCCGGCGUGCUUCACCUGCGUCGUGUGUGGCCGGGGCAUCGGGGAUGAGAGCUUUGCGGUGGAUGAUCAGGACCAGGUGCACUGCGUCGAUGACUUCUACAGGAAAUAUGCCUCCGUAUGCAGUGCCUGCGAGGAGCCCAUCAUCCCGAACGAGGGCAGAGACGUCUACAAGAUCGAGUGCCUGGGGCGAAACUUCCACGAGGCCUGCUACCGCUGCGAGAACUGCAGGAUUGCCCUGUCCCCGGAGCCGACCGAGAGUGGCUGCUACCCGCUGGACAGCCACAUCUUCUGCAAGGCCUGUCACCUCAGCCAGAAGAACGAGUCGUCCUGCUAAGGGACCGGGGCAGGCGUCUCUGGAGAACUGCGGAUGCCGUCACACGGCAGAGGCGAGCCAUCGUAGUAUGUUAAAGCGUGUCCGUGUUCUUCCCUUCUCUGUUCACUCAUGUCCUGCCCUGUCCUGAUGGUCUCUGUUGUCAUGGUAGGACUGUGCUAAUUCCCUGCUUCUGGUUUGGCCAUGAGAGGUGGCGGAGGGCUGCCUCCCUCCAUCCCUAUGGCUCCUUCUCCCCUGCACCGGCUCCAGGUCCCACGUCAAACAGCUCUCAGUACCUGCUAUGGGGACAUCUGAGGAGAUGCCAGAGACUGCAAUCAAACUCCUGGCCUGCUAAACUAACUCCCUUGCUGCCUUACCAUCAUGGAGGAUCUUCCCGGUGGAGUUUGCAGGAGAGCUCCCCACUCUGGGUGUUAGUAGGAACACAAGCAACGAGACCGUGAUACUAACACUGGGUGAAAGCCAGCCUUGAGCUGUGGCCAACACCCCUCCGACGAGGACGGCAGCAGGAUGGAGGUGAUGGACUCAAGUGGGGCUGGCUUCAUACCCAGGAGGGCAUCUUCCCCUUCCCCGACAGCAGGUAACACUCAUUGUCUUCUGGCUUCCUGAAGCCUCCGCCUGAGUCCCGACUCAGCACGGUACCACGGAUGUUGCGAAGGAAGAGCAUUGCAUCCCGAAAAUGAGACUGGUCCAGCAGCAGCUCAAGGCCUGAUCCUUCUGGCCGGACUCGAGGGAGUAAGGGCCAUAGGAGCAGGCCUGUAAUUAAGAUCCCAUCUUCCAUCGUUCCUCAGCGACUGUGAUGAAAUGGAGCUGCUUACUCCAAUGGAGGAGGCCUGAACGUGGGGCUGCGGGAAACCGGGUUUUGUAUGACUCUGAUGGCAAACUCCAAGUGCUGUUGUGUGUCUUGCACAUCUCUGCAGAAUUAAGCCUUUUCCAGGGGCUUCAAGCCACAGGAGACCAGCUGAUGUGCUACCCAUGUAUUAAAACAUGGGGUCCCCCCAAUGCACCCUUCUCCCCAGUCUGUGAAUUUGAGGUCUGGUGAGGAAGGGACUGGGGAAGCUGGUACUGUAUUUUGAUUUCAGUGGAAGAAGCAGUUUCAAACUGUACCGGGUGAGGCAGAAGCAUCACUAGACAAACAAGCCUCCACUAAACUUGGUGGUAUAGGAGGCAGUGUUGGGAUAGUGGACAGAGCACUGGCCUGGGACUCAGGAGACUGGGCUUGGCCACUUGCCUGCUAGAUGAAAUUGCCCUUUGUGCCUCAAUUUCCAUGGCUGUAAAACGGGAAUAAUGUCCUGACCCACCCGCCCUUCACUUUGUGUGAAGCGCUUCGUAGCGUGAUGGAGGGAGUUGUCGCAGGUCGGUGCUGGGGGUGGUUGAAGAGCUGGCUGCAACCCGUAUGGCACAAGUGCAGAGUUGUUUGAAACAGGCUGAGGAGGGAAGGCAGUGGGAGCUUUGAGGAUUAUCUGGCAGUGUGAUCCAGCCCACGGCAAAGGCAGCUUGUCAGCAAUUAUUUUUUACAAGCAUCUGCAGAGAGGCGGGGUUCCAGCAGCAGAUGGGAAGCUGGCCGCCCCCUCCGCCUACGGCCGGCCGCUGGUAAGAGUGCUAGCACUAUCGGAGAAGGCAUCCGAGCGAGAGGAAGCAUCUUGGCCUCGCUGCUUGUGGCCCAGCCUGUCCCCACCCUUUGGGCACCGAUUUGUGCUCCCUGCUUCCGGUGCUGAGGCCACUGUGCCUGCCAGGAACCACAGGAAGGGAAUCAAGCAGCCUCGGCCUGUGUCCACACCAGUUGGUCUCCCCCUGUCCACACCACGCUCCCCAGGAAGAUGGACCAUGGGCUCGAGGCUUUGCUGAUCUCUUUGAGUAACUCACACUGAUACUUCAGCCCGCACACACCUCCACGGGAAAUGAAACACUCCAGAUGCAAGAUGACAUCCAAGGUUGCAUCCCUCCAGGCCGGGGCAAGCCCUGAAGAGCUGCUCAUUUAAGGCAGGCAAAAGUUCAGGCCCCUGAAAGCAGGUGCACAUCCUUAUUCCCUAUGGAAACUGGUAUUCCUUGUGUACUCAAAGCUUCAUCUGCAAAGAAGAUGGCACAAGGAGCCUGUGCCUUUCAUGUCAGCCAAACGCUCAGAGCACGAGCACUUGCUUAUCUUUGUGCUGGAAGAGCGGGAGGUUGUGGUCGUGGUCGUGGUCCGCUCAGCGUGUUAGCACUGAACCAGGCCGUUCACACGUCAUGCUCUUGCACCAGCACAAAAUGCUGCCAAAAUUCACUCCCAAGCUGUGGUUUUCAACCUGUGGUCCACAGACUCCAUGGGGGUCCACAAGUUAUGUCUAAGGGGUUCACGAAAGAUAACUGUGAUCAAUCCAAAGGAUGUGAAUCCCCACCCUGACAAUUCAAAGGGGUCCACACCUCCAUUUGAAAUUUCCAGAGGGGUCUGCAAAUGAAAAAGGGUUGAAAGCCAUGGCCCUAGAGGAUCCCUCUGUGGGGUCAGGGUGACUGCUGAAACGCUGCAGCAAAGGGGAGCAGGUGUGUCUCCGGUGGCAGCAUGCUAAGCGAUGGCACAGGUCCGGCGUACCCCAGCACACCGCAUUUAGAGGGCUCGUUUCCAGCUCGGUGCUCCUGGUAGAUUAUUGUUCAGUACGUGCAUUGUGGUAGCACCUCAGUCCCCCCGUUGUCAGCCACGGCGCCAGAGGCUAUACAAACAGAGCAGGAGGGUUCCCCAAAGAGCUUGACACUUCAAGCAUGAAGCCACAUCUUCACCACUGGAAAAGGCAUGUGGUCUCCCUUUAGCGUGAUAACCACGUGUGAUACAAUCCCACCAGAGACGGGGCACGUUUUACCGUGGUAUGGUCGGAUGAGCUACGUGAGGUUUGACUUUUCCUUAGGGCAGCUCAACCAAAACUGCGGGGUUUUCUCUCUGCUAGGAUUCUGCAAUGAGAGAGACAAUGCAAGCUAGGUCCUCCCUCUAGAUGCACACCUUUCUGGGCAGUAACCACCAGGCCUGAAAUAAAAGACCACUGGGUCACACAGGUAGGCCCAAGAGAAAAACGGAGACCAUAUCGACAGCAGUGUGUCAACUAGGUUCUGUUUCACCCAGAGCUGCUUCUUCCCUGAAUCCUACAGGAACGGAGCAUGAUUUGGUAACAGAUUUAAGAUGUGGGUGGCUGUCAGUGUGCAGGGCACCAUAGCGUUUUAGUGGGGUUUGUCACUGUAAGAGGGCUGUAAGAAAAACAGCAUUACAAUGCAAGACAGGGAAAAAAUAAAAACAGCAGUCCCUUCUUUUUCUAGACAGAUUGUAACUUCCUUGCCAUCCUUUCGUGGUUAUUUCAGGAAAAAGGCAAGGCGCCUGAUGGGUUUAUGUAAAUGUAUUGAUUUAAGAAAACAAUCCUGCUCCCAGAUGACAUGAUCCUGUGUAAAACAUUUUCUUCUUGAAACCUGAGUAAAAAAAAAUAAAAAGCUGCCAUGUG
Molecule: messenger RNA, 6044 nt
Organism: Alligator mississippiensis (American alligator)
Lineage: Eukaryota; Metazoa; Chordata; Crocodylia; Alligatoridae
Gene: FBLIM1
Product: filamin binding LIM protein 1
Exons: 9
Coding region: 1423-2589 (388 amino acids)
Biological process (GO): cell-cell adhesion
Cellular component (GO): focal adhesion; stress fiber
Molecular function (GO): filamin binding
Source: RefSeq, a predicted model, not a curated record